AUCAAAAUCACUCUGCGUGAUGGUAAAGUCGUAGAUGGUCUGGCUUGGAAGACUACACCUUAUGAAAUUGCUGCCUCAAUAAGGUAUGGAUGUGAAUUUUUUUAACCAUGAUCAUUUCUCACAGGAAGCCAUGAGGAAUAUAAAAAUAAUUAUUUAUAAUACAUGUAUCACAACAUCAACUGAAUAUGAUUUUUACAGUGAUAUUUUUACUGUAAAUAUCAGUAAGUUAAUAUCUGGAAAUCUACUUAACUUUCCCUUAUGUCUCUAUUCCUUUUGUUAGCCAAGGUCUUGCUGAUAACACUGUUAUUUGUAAGGUUAGUGGUGAGUUUGUUUGUUAGUUUUGUGUUAUAAAACAAUUUCAUUGCAAUACUAACAAGAACUUAGAACUUACAUAUGUCACAUUUACUAGUUAAGCUACUGUCUUUCCGAAAAUGUCUAGGAAGCUGAAUAAUCUGAUAAGUAAAUUGCUAAAAUGUAUGGUACUGGCUGACUUUGUUUAAAUACAUUGUAUACUUUUCUGUCAUUUUUUAGGUCAAUGGUGAAGUAUUUGACUUGGACAGAGUACUUGAAGGAGAUUGUUCCUUAGAAUUCCUGAAUUUUAAUGAUGACGAAGGUAACUUAUUUUUG
This is a messenger RNA of Porites evermanni, 627 nucleotides long. Lineage: Eukaryota; Metazoa; Cnidaria; Anthozoa; Scleractinia; Poritidae. The record is from the annotation of a GenBank genome assembly.